UUUGUAUUUUAAAAUAAGUUUUCGCGAAUAAUUUUUCCCUUCUCUUUGUGUGAAAUUUUGUUUAAAAAUCUUAGGAAAAUGCGUGUAUGUAAUUUAAUAUUUUGUAAUUUUUCAGAUAUUUCAUCAAACAUUGAUAUUAAAAAAUGAAUGAGUUGGAUUCAUUUUUCGCUAAGAAGGCAAAAAAAGCAAAAAAGAAAGGUGUCAUACGUUUGCAGGAAGUUGCUGAACAACUUGAGCUUCGUGCACGAAUUCAAGAUGAAUUGGAUGAAAAUGAGACAAAAAAUGAAACCGAACCUACAACGACGAAAAUUUCCAGUAACAAUAAUGACAAUGAAGAUUCUGAAUGGUUGGAUUUUGAUGAUAAACCGAUUCUUCCAUCUGUUAUAAAAGAAAUGGCGGAUGUCGAUAUUGAGUUGGAAGAGUCAGAAAUGCGUUCUAGUGUUGAGCCGGUCAAAACUUGGAAUUUGAAUAAUAGCGAGAAUAUCGACGUUGUGCCGCUGCCAGUUACUCCAAAAAAAGAAAAAUAUGAGCCUAAAGCAGCUGCUCGAGCUCAAAAUAAACAAAAUCCUUUGGAUUUGAAAAAUGAAAUGUUGUUUCCUUCUUUAAGUGAUGCUCCUAAAAUUGAACAAAUUCUGAAAAAAGAAGACGAAGAAAAUAGGUUGCGUGAAAUUGAAGAGAAGAAAGAGAAACAGCUCAAGGAGGAAAAGCUGCUAAAACAACAGCAGCGUUAUGUGCCACGUUUUCAGGCAAAAGAUGCUAUACCUAAAAAUGUUCCACCAGCAAGUGAUGAACCUGACAACUGGAGAGCUGCUCCCGAACCUGCUAGUAAAGGCGGCACAAAUAUUGCGAAGCAGCAAAAUGUUAAGAAGAGUAUUACUACAACUAACGAUUCUGACAAUUGGAGAGAUCGUUCUGAAACUACAACAACCGAAGUUAAAACAUCACGAAUUUCGGUUCAAUCGCCAAAGAAGGAUGAUACUGAUAAUUGGAGAAGUAAUACCUCGGCAACAGCUGCGACUGAAAUUAAACCUAAGAAUAUUAGUGAACAACCUGUUAAGAAAACUUAUGUUCCUCCAAGUAUGCGUGCUAACAAGCAGUAA
Meloidogyne enterolobii is the source of this 1100-nucleotide messenger RNA. The record is from the annotation of a GenBank genome assembly. Lineage: Eukaryota; Metazoa; Nematoda; Chromadorea; Rhabditida; Meloidogynidae.